This is a messenger RNA of Cryptomeria japonica (Japanese cedar), 2758 nucleotides long. Its product is annotated as cysteine-rich receptor-like protein kinase 44. Gene Ontology annotation, biological process: protein phosphorylation. The coding region runs from base 417 to 2459 and encodes 680 amino acids. The record is from RefSeq and is a predicted model, not a curated record. Lineage: Eukaryota; Viridiplantae; Streptophyta; Pinopsida; Cupressales; Cupressaceae. The transcript is spliced from 7 exons. Gene Ontology annotation, molecular function: protein kinase activity; ATP binding.
AUUUCAUUUUUUAUUUUAUUUUAUUUAUUUAUUUUAUGAUCGGGAAUGGGUUGAAGCUGAUAAGAUGUACAUAUCCUAUCUUUUUGUGGGAUUUGAACUUUUGACCUCUCUUUCAAGAGCACAAAUUAUCCACAGACAAUUUUUUUUUACUUAUAAAUAUCAAUAAAGAUUUCAAUUUCAAGUUUAGAGAUUUGAUAUGACAGCCAAUUUACAGCCUUCUAUUUCUAUGGUUGGAAAUCAAAGCUCGCCUUUGAUAUUUUUUAUUUUGUUUUUUUGUACAUUGAAAAAAAAAUCUACAAUCUAAGUAUGUAAUCACUUGAAGAAAAUAAGUGAUUCACUCUCUACAUGCCUACUGCCUAGUUCAUCCCCUGUAAUUGCUUAAAUCUUGGUGAACCAGAAUUAAAUUCAGAGUUGAAAUGAAAAACAAGAUGAAGUACAACUCUUUACCCUUAAUUCCUUAUGUAGGAUUAAAGUUUCUUCCAAUCCUCCUUUUGCUGUCUGCCAUAAAUUUUCCUUCUGCCAUAUGCAGUGACUAUGUAUGGUACACCUGUGAUGAUUCCUCAAAUUUCACCGAUGGCAGUACAUAUUCCACAAACUUAAAUCUAGUCAUCAAUGAUCUGUUUCAUAACGCACCUCAAAGUUUAGGGUUUAACACUUCCUCCCACGGCCAAUCUCCCAAUAAGGUCUAUGGUCUCCUCCAAUGUACUGGAAAUAUAUCAGCAGAGAGAUGCUCAAACUGUGUGCUGGAAGCGAAUAGCAGUAUUCAUCAACGUUGUCCCAACAAAAUAGGUGGGCGAAUAUGGUUUGAUGACUGCUUCCUUCGUUACAACAACUCUAAUUUCUUUUCAAUUCUAGAUACUAGCGGUGGAGGUACCAUUUUCAGCGGGGUUGAAAUUAAUAGCGAUUGGGAGGCUUUUGAGUCCACAGCCAUCAGCCUUUUGUCGACCCUUUCAGACAAAGCUUAUAUCUCUGCAAAUAAGGGAUUCUCAGUUGGUGUAGCCAAUUAUUCUGCAUCAGAAAAGUUGUAUGGUUUGGUUCAGUGUUGGAGAGAUAUAUCAGUACAAGAUUGCAAAACAUGCUUGGUAACAGCAAGGGAGGAGCUGAAGGGUUGUUGUUAUAGAAAACCAGGAGUCCAGGUUCCAUUAGGGAGCUGCAAGGUAAAAUAUGAUACAAACCCAUUUUUUGACUCUGCUGAAUCUCCCUCUACCUCCCCCGAGGGAUCCAAUCCAACUACUUCAACGACAUCAAAAAAAAAGUCUACAAAAACAUUAUCUAUAGCAUUAGCGUUUGUGGGAGGCAUCAUUCUGGCUUUAGUUAUUUGUUUCAUUGCAUGGAGAAAAAGAGUUAGAUCUGCUAUUUUUGAGAGCCCAAUAACUGUAGCUAUCCAAAAUCAAGAGAGGCAAGAAUUUUCCGAUGAAUCCGGGCUACUUAUGCAAGAGCAUCAGUUUGCCUUCAGCUUAAAAGUGUUGGCAGAAGCUACAGGAGAUUUCCAUGAUGACAACAAGCUUGGAGAAGGAGGUUUUGGUGAUGUAUAUAAGGGAACGAUUAAAGAUGGAAAUGAAAUAGCUGUGAAAAAGCUCUCUACGAAUUCUUUACAAGGCAAGAAAGAAUUUCUGAAUGAAGUGAAAUUGGUGGACAAUGUUCAACAUCGAAACCUUACAAAGUUGUUGGGAUGUUGUGCUGAGGGAGAUGAAAGGCUACUUGUUUACAAUUAUUAUCCCAACAAAAGCUUGGACACAUUUAUUUUUGAUUCAAAGAAGCGCAAAGAGUUAGAUUGGCAAAAGCGUUACAAUAUCAUCAUUGGAAUUGCACAUGGACUUCACUAUCUUCAUGAAGAUUCACAACUGCGAAUCAUUCAUAGAGAUAUUAAAGCAACCAAUAUUUUACUUGAUGACAAACUCAAUCCAAAGAUCACUGACUUUGGUAUAGCCAGAUUUUUCCCUGAAGAUGUGACACAGAUCCAAACAAGAGUUGCAGGCACAUGCGGUUACAUGGCUCCAGAGUAUGUAAUGCGAGGGCACCUGUCUGUUAAAGUAGACGUUUAUAGUUUUGGAGUAUUGCUGCUUGAGAUUGUCUGUGGAAGGAAAAACACUGAUGCUGAUCUUCCAUACCAUAUGCAAAACUUGUUGGAAUGGGCAUGGGUACUAUUCAAGAGAGGAAAUGGACUGAAUGUGGUAGAUUCAAAGGCAUCAGAACUCGUAGAAGAAGAGGCCCUAAGGUGCAUUCAUGUUGGGCUCUUGUGUGUGCAAGCUGAUGCAACAUUUCGACCAGUUAUGUCUGAUGUUAUUAAGAUGCUCACUAGAAGUUCAAUGAAAUUGCCAAGUCCUACAGAGCCUGCUUUUAUAAAUUAUAGUGAGAGCGAUGCUUCAAAGCCAGUGUCAAGCUUCGUGGUUGAGUACAAUGAAAAGGAAACAUCGCAGAUAAACGAAACCACCGUUACUGAAUUGGAAGCAAGGUGACCAAAAAUGAAACUACUAUGGAUUGUAUGUUAAAGCUUAGUAGGGCGUAGCGGAUUUCUUGUUAAGCUGAAGUUUUUAGGGUUAGCCUAUUUAUACUUCGAUCGAUUUCAUUUGAAGUUCUUUUACAUCUCGUAUCAAAGCCACCGUUAUGAAAUUUCAGUUGUGCUGUCAUGAGGCAUGGCUACUAGGAAACAAGGGCUGCAGGGCAGCGUAGUUCCUGCCCAGAGCUGCAAAUUUUUUUUGUGGAUUGGUUUUGUUUAAUAGAAAUGUUUAUGGACAAGACUUGCACAUGUAUAUAA